Messenger RNA from Alternaria alternata, 1191 nucleotides. RefSeq lists its product as hypothetical. The record is from RefSeq and is a predicted model, not a curated record. Gene Ontology annotation, biological process: deadenylation-dependent decapping of nuclear-transcribed mRNA. The transcript is spliced from 4 exons. Gene Ontology annotation, cellular component: P-body; Lsm1-7-Pat1 complex. Gene Ontology annotation, molecular function: RNA cap binding. NCBI's taxonomy places the organism in Eukaryota, Fungi, Ascomycota, Dothideomycetes, Pleosporales, Pleosporaceae. Bases 129 to 836 code for a protein of 235 amino acids.
UAAACACAGAGUGGAGGUAGAACAACACGUACGCCGCCUCGCCAUGAUAGCGCCAUAUCCAUCGCCCUCUUGCAACCGCUAAAGAAACUUCACUACAAUACCCCCCGUCUACCGCCAAACCCUACACAAUGGCUUUCAACCAGCGCCCACCCCGAGGCCCCGCGCAGGCUGGAGGUGCCCCGAAUAUGGCCCCGGACUUCAAUGCCAUGCUUCAGCGCUCUAUGCAGGCGCCUGGACAGCUUCAGCCUCAAGUCUCAGAACCCCCACGAGGGCCAUCGCCGUCUAUUGGUUACGAAGGCGUAUAUAGUGCCACUCCACCACCACAGCAUGGCCCCAAUGUACUUGGUGGUGCACGAGGGCAGGCGCCGCCGCCAGUGUUGCCCGUCGACCUCCCACCGCAGGCCUUUCUGACGUCGGCGAUGCUGUUAGAUAUGGUGGACAAGAAGGUUGACGUAUUACUGCGCGACGAGAAAGAGUAUAUUGGUAUAUUACGUUCAUACGACCAAUUCGCGAACCUCGUCCUCACCGAGUGCUAUGAGCGAAUAGCAGCCCGCAACCCCGACGCAUCACCUGCGUCUGAUCCCUCUGUCCCACGUUGGCUGAUACACGACGUCAAACUCCCUGGUGUUAUGACUGUAAGAGGCGAGAACGUCACCAUAUGCGCAACCGUCGACCUCGACCGAGAAGAACACCCCAAAGGCGCAAUGUUCGCCGAAGAAGACCAAGUACGGGCGCUGGCGGCAGCUCAAAAAGCAGAGAAAAAGGAAACCGAUUUACGGAAAGCCAAGGCGCUGAAGCAGGCUGGUAUUGAGCCUGGGUUCGGUAUGCAAGGGUAGUCUAUUCCAGACUAGGGGAAGAUGAAAGAGCAGAAAAAUGGGGAAAAGGGAUAUGAAUUAUGACAUGAAUGCAUUCGUGGCAUAGGAAAGGGAAUCAUUGCGAUCUCUGGAUAGCUACGUUUGGCUGUGGUUAUGAUAUCAAUGAUACCAGGACACUAUGUCCACCUGCGAUGGGGCAACGUCUCGGUUCCGAGUCUUUGUUGAUCUGAAUGUCCUGGCUAAAGUGAUGUCCCGCAAGAUUUGACAAUCCGCGCCUAGAUCUGUUGUCUGCACUACUGGAAUUUCAUUAUGUCGCCAUUAGAGGUUUCGGGGUAACAAACUCGGAGACUCAUUCUCUGGCUCAACAGUCGAAGGC